AUGUUCGAACAACAAUGUGGCGGAGCGACAAAGCCUGGCCAGUUAACAGGUGAAAUCGUGUCACCCGGGUAUCCAGACACGUACCCACGUAAUGUUACAUGUUAUUGGCUAAUUCGGGUUGAACCACGACAACGAGUUUACAUACGUUUAGCACAUUUACAUCUUUCUGCUACCAUAGCUGAAUGCGAGCGAGCAUCGUUAUCGAUCAUUGACGGGUACAAACAUGAAGGAAGGGCUAUAAAAAAGGUUAAUCCCUUAAAAUAAUU
Molecule: messenger RNA, 266 nt
Organism: Strongylus vulgaris
Lineage: Eukaryota; Metazoa; Nematoda; Chromadorea; Rhabditida; Strongylidae
Source: the annotation of a GenBank genome assembly